GACGCACUCUAUAGCGCCGAAAUGGUCAGGGCUAUUUGUAUUUUCGUGCUGGCAAUUUUGGUGGGCCACUCGAGCUGCCAGGAUGAUGAGUUUUUGUACGACACGUUUCCCGAAGGCUUCAUGUGGGGCUCGGCCACCUCAGCGUACCAAAUCGAGGGCGCCUGGGACCAGGACGGCAAGGGUGAGUCCAUCUGGGACCGUUUUGUGCACGACGACGUGCCGCACAUAGUGGACGGCAGCACCGGAGACGUGGCCUGCGACUCUUACAAUUUGUACCAGGAGGAUGUGGCUUUGUUGAAAAACCUGGGCGUGUCUUUCUACCGGUUUUCUCUUUCCUGGUCUCGACUGAUCCCGAGCGGAGACCUUCGUUACGGCUUCAACCAGGCUGGCAUUGAUUAUUACAAUAACCUCAUCAAUGAGCUGCUAGCCAAUGGCAUCCAACCGGCGGUUACUUUGUAUCACUGGGACCUGCCGCAAGGGCUGCAGGAGUUCGGUGGCUGGCUGAACGCGAGCGUGACCGACCGUUUCGCAGAGUACUCGGACUUUGCGUUCCUCUUCUUCGGAGACAGGGUCCAGACUUGGUUCACCAUCAACGAGCCGUGGGUGCAGGCCGUCCAGGGGCACGGCUUUGGCGACUUUGCACCCGGCAUCAAUCAGUCCGGAAUUUUGGACUACCAGGCGGGACACAACCUCAUCCUCGCGCACGCCAGGGCAUGGCGCAUCUACGACGGAAAAUACAGACCCACUCAAGGAGGAAGAAUUGGAUUCAACAUGUACACGAGUUUUCUGGAGCCGAAAACCGACAACCCAGACGACAUUUUCGCUGCUGAGAGAGCGAUGCAAUUUUUGAUUGGCUGGUUUGGACAUCCGGUUUACAGCCAGGACGGAGACUAUCCUGCUGUCAUGAAGGAGUUCGUUGCCUUCCACAGCGCCGAGGAGGGAUAUCCAGAGUCUCGCCUACCGCAGUUUACACCUGAAGAAAUCGCUUAUGUCAAGGGCACUUACGAUUUCUUCGGUCUGAAUCACUACACGACGAUGUUAGCUGAGAACGGGCUCUUCCCCUACACACCAAGCUACAUCAGGGACGGCGAAAUCAUCCCCAGUUUCAACGCGAGCUGGCCCGAAUCAGCUGCCAUCUGGCUCAGAGUGGUUCCGUGGGGCUUCCGCAAAGUUCUGAAUUGGGUUUCAAACGAGUAUAACGGCGUUCCGAUUUUCGUGACUGAAAACGGCUACGCGGACAGUCCGGACCAGAUUGACGACGUUGACCGCGUUAAUUAUUACACGAGCUAUAUUAACGAGAUGCUGAAAGCAAUUAAAUUAGACGGCGUGAAUGUGAUCGGCUACACGGCGUGGAGUUUGAUUGACAACUUCGAGUGGACGGCUGGUUACACGGAGCGCUUUGGCCUCUACCACGUCGACUUUAACGACCCGCUGCGCCCGCGAACACCAAAAUCGUCGGCUACCUUUUACAAACAGGUCAUCGCGGACAACGGUUUUCCUGCGCCUCCACCAAAAUUGUAAAUUAGUUUGAAAUAAAUUUCCUUC
Cloeon dipterum is the source of this 1545-nucleotide messenger RNA. RefSeq names its product myrosinase 1-like. The transcript is spliced from 10 exons. Gene Ontology annotation, biological process: carbohydrate metabolic process. Lineage: Eukaryota; Metazoa; Arthropoda; Insecta; Ephemeroptera; Baetidae. Gene Ontology annotation, molecular function: beta-glucosidase activity. The record is from RefSeq and is a predicted model, not a curated record. The coding region runs from base 22 to 1521 and encodes 499 amino acids.